CCCCAGAAUCUUGAAGAAUCUCUCAGCCUUUGGCGAGCGGCCAUCUCUGCGCUACCAGAUGGGCACCCAGACAAAGCGUCCUACCAGUCGAAUUUGUCUGCUGUGUACCUAGCACGGUAUCAGCUCCGUAAUGAUAUGGAAGAUCUGGACAAGUCUAUAUUAGCCAUUCGAUAUGCUAUCAGAGGCACUCCAACCGAUGAUAUGCAUUGGGUCGUGUACAAGUACAUGGCUUCUUCCCUAUAUUACAAGCGAUGGCUCAAGACCACUCAAAAAGAAGACCUCGAUCGCGCCAUUGAGGCAGGAAGGCAGUCUCUGGCGGCAUUACCGAGCAAGCAUCGAUACUCCUCCAAGUAUCAAGCAGAGCUCGCCACCAAGCUCCUUGCACGAUACGAAGAAAGAGGCGACCUCAAGGACGUCGACGAGGCUAUUGAGUUGUCGAAGGACGCAGCCGUCACCUUCGCUCAUGCCUCUUACCCUGCCGAGAGGACAACUACCCCCUCCAACAGGCUUGUUGCUCUCUCGCAGGCGUUCUUGAAGAGGUACGAAAAGACCGAUGAGAUGAGUGACUUGGACGAGGCCAUCAAACAUGCCCGCCAAGCCGCAACCAUGGCCGACAAGAGUCGGUCUGCUGAACGCCACUUCGUUCACUUUAAUUUGUCGAGUCUUAUUUAUACUCGCUUCGAACGCCUCGCCACUUUGGAGGACUUGGAUGAUUCCAUCACCCACAGCACCAUCGCCAUCGAUGCAACUCCAGGUUCUAAGGACCAGAAAGAUAGAGAAGAGCUCGCUGAGAAGUUGUCCGACCUCUCAUCCCGCCAUCUUACACGAUUCGAAUUCCAACGGACGCCCGCAGAUCUGGAUGCUGCAGUCAACUAUGCACGUACCGCUCUUGACCUUCGGAAAGCCGGAGAUGGGGACGGCCCCUUGGCCCUCUCAGCGCACCCACCAGCUCGCUACGCCCUAGCACUAGCACUGUUUAGGCGUUUCGAACAAGUUGGCGAUAUCAAGGAUCUGGACGGCGCAUUGAAGAACGCCCAGCUCGCUUACGAUGCAGUGGCCACUCCCAUGACCUCGCCCGUCAAAAACUCUUUCGGCUCGCCAACCUCAAAGACCUUUGGUCGUGCUGCCCCGG
Acaulospora colombiana is the source of this 1132-nucleotide messenger RNA. Lineage: Eukaryota; Fungi; Glomeromycota; Glomeromycetes; Diversisporales; Acaulosporaceae. The record is from the annotation of a GenBank genome assembly.